UUUGUUAGAGGCAAAGAUGGCGGAUGGUGGAAGUGAGUUCGACGAUGAGGAAUACGAAUAUGAAUAUGUGGAUGAAGAAGAACAAGAGGAAGAGCCGCCAAAAGCAGCUCCUCCAACAAAAGAUUCGUCUCCCCCAAAAUCGCCAAAAAAAGAAAAAGAGCCAUCACCUCCAAAAUCACCAAAAAAGGAGAAAGAAGCCUCUCCACCAAAAUCACCAAAGAAAGAUGUUAGUCCUGAUAAAUCUCCUGUUGGCAAACGAAAAGUCCGUACUCCUCGACAAUCAAUGGAGGAAAAACCAAAAGUAGAAAAACCCAAAAAAUUAGACGAACCAACAGUUAAUGAAGAAAAAGAAAAUAGUUUGGCUGUUGAUAAUAAUAAUUUUGUUGAACCAAAAAGUCCAUCAGCAGCUUCAGUGACUGCAGAACCCGGAAAAUCCUUUCAAGAAAGGAACAUUUCUGUUUCUGCUCUCAAAAAGCAGCAAAUGUAUUCUGGGGGAAAGCCUAGCCGUCACGAUAAAGCAAAGCUUAUGCGUUCUGAGGGGAUAAUACCAAUUCAAGCAGGAACAAAUAAAUAUGCAUCCCAAAAGGGAAUGACUGGUUUUGGUGCUCCCCGUGAUGUUGUUAAAGAAUCAAAAGUAAAAUCUGAAAAUUUGGCAGAAAUAACGGAUGAAGCAAAAAUAGCUUCAUUAAAAGGGUCAAUUUGGUUACAAUCUGGUACUAAUAAAUUUGCUUCACAAAAAGGAAUGACUGGAAUGGGGACACCCAGAGAUGUUAAUUAUCGACCUAUGGGGACUGGAGGAGCUGGGGAUGUUCCUGAAGAGAAGGCUAGAUUGACUGAUGGAAUUGUACCUUUACAAUCUGGAACAAAUAAAUUAGCAUCACAAGCUGGAAUGACUGGAAUAGGAAUGCCUAGAAUUAUUGAUGUUCGUAAAACUGUUGAUCAAGAUAGAGAAAGUCAAGGAUUUAUACAUCUACAAAUGGGAACAAAUAAAUUUGCUAAUCAAUCUGGAAUGACUGGUUUUGGUAUGCCUCGACGUGAAAUAACAAAAUAUAAAGAUGAAAUUCGUGGUGAAAUGCCUCAUGAUGAAUCUACAAUCUCACGCCAAACAUCUGGAUGGAAAGAUGGUGCUAGCCAGCAAGGAAUGACUGGAUUUGGGGCUUUCCGAAAUAAUACUUUAAAUCAAUUACAAAAUCAAGACCAAAGAUCGCAAGGAAUGAUUCCAUACCAAAUGGGUGUCAAUUUCCUAGACUCCCAAGCAGGCAAAACUGCUUUUGGAAUGCCUCGCCGAACAUAUACACCUUAUGUUGACGAUUCACACGAGGAUUUGCCCGCUGAUAUUUCUAGAAGGCCUGAAGUGCCUUUUUGGUCUGGACAAGAAACCGAUUUUGCGAAUCAGCAAGGAAUGCUUGCUUUUGGAACUCCCCGAGAUGUUCGUGGAGAAUAUGUUAGACGUAUGUGGUGA
Molecule: messenger RNA, 1462 nt
Organism: Meloidogyne enterolobii
Lineage: Eukaryota; Metazoa; Nematoda; Chromadorea; Rhabditida; Meloidogynidae
Source: the annotation of a GenBank genome assembly